Messenger RNA from Cryphonectria parasitica EP155, 2694 nucleotides. RefSeq lists its product as uncharacterized. Lineage: Eukaryota; Fungi; Ascomycota; Sordariomycetes; Diaporthales; Cryphonectriaceae. The transcript is spliced from 6 exons. Bases 1 to 2694 code for a protein of 897 amino acids. Gene Ontology annotation, molecular function: hydrolase activity; glutamine synthetase activity. The record is from RefSeq and is a predicted model, not a curated record.
AUGAUGAACUCACGCUAUGUUGAACCCCAGACAUAUCUCCCGCUGGUGCGCCAGAAUCACCUGUUGAGCAACAAAAGUAGCUUUGUGCGACAGCUCGCCGAGGUGGUCAGGGCCAUCCGAAAAUGCCCCAUCAUUGACAACCACGCGCACCCGCUCCUCAAGCCCGACUCGCUCGCCAAGCACCCCCUCCUGGCCAUCACCACCGAGGCCGCGGGCGACGCCAUCUACGCCACCUCCACCAGCCUGGCCCACAUCCGCGGCGUCCGGCAGCUCGCGCACGUGCUCGGCUGCGGCCAGACCUGGGAGGCCGUCGUCGCCGCCAUCGAGCAGAGGCGCUUCGACGACUACGACGAGUGGAUCGGCGAGUGCCUGCAGGGGGUGCAGACGAUCCUGGUGGACGACGGCCUCGACGCCGCCGAGGAGGUGCAGGACUAUGCCUGGCACGACGCCUUCACGCGCAGCGCCUGCAAGCGCAUCGUGCGCCUCGAGGCCGUCGCGGGCCGCAUCGUGCACAGGUUUGCGCUGGCGUUCCGGGACGAGGGCGAGGACCUGGAGGAGCUGUUCGACAAGGCCGUCGAGGAGUUCGAGGUGGAGAUCCGCGAGGCCAUCGCGGACCCCGAGGUCGUGGGGUUCAAGUCUGUCAUCUGCUACCGCACGGGGCUCGACAUCCCUGCCGCGGUGGACGUCACGCUCGCGAAGAGGUCGUUUGACGAGCUGGUGUCGGACUAUGCGGGCCACACGACCGGGCUGGCGAGGAUACAGCACCCUGGGCUGAAUGACCUCCUCGUCCAUAGGACUGCGGCGCUCAUCAGUGAGAUGCCGGGCCAUCACAAGAAGCCGAUCCAGUUCCAUACGGGGUUGGGGGAUAACGACAUCACGCUGGCCAAGUCGUCGCCUAGCCAUCUGCAGGACUUUAUUCGGACGUAUCCCACGGUCCCGAUCGUGCUGCUUCAUGCGAGUUAUCCUUUUACGCGGGAGCUUGGGUAUCUGGCUACUGUGUAUUCCAAUGUCUAUGCUGACAUUGGUGAGAUCUUUCCCUUUGUGAGCAAAGAUGGGCAGGAAAAGGCCGUUCGCCAGAUUCUAGAACUCUGUCCGUGGUCCAAGAUCCUCUGGAGCACUGACGGUCAUUGGUUCCCUGAGACAUACCUUCUGGCUAUCCUGCAGGUCCGGGAAGUGCUUGAAUCAGUUCUCUGUGAGUAUGUUCGCAGGGGAGCCAUCAGUUGGAAGGCCGCCAUCAAGCUGGCAAAAGACGUUCUCUUCGGCAACUCCAACAAGCUGUACCACCUCGAGCUCGACUUCACAGAGUGGGGAGAGACAACAGACAACGAAGGCGACGUGGAGAUGGAACUGGAAGAAACCGACCUCGACAUCUUCACUCGCUUUCUUCGAGGCAAGCAGGCCCCCGACUUUGUGCGCAUCUCAUGGACAGACACGGUCGCCUUUCCACGCAUGAGGAUGAUCCCUUUCCGGAAAUUCAUCACAUCCCUAGAGGAAGGGAGGCGCACCGAUAUUGGCAUCACAAAAGCAGUCUUCGGACUUCUGCAGCACGACUGGAUAGCGCCCGGCUUCAGCGCAACGGGCGAGUACAGACUGCACCCAGAUUUCUCGUCCCUUCGAGCUGGGCCGAUCCCAGGGCAUGUCAGCAUGUACGGCGAAUUCAGGGAGAAGGACAGCUCGACGGUCCCUCUCUGCCCGAGAACACAGCUACAGAGGGCACAAGAGCUCGGCGCACAACAAGGCCUUGCCUUUCUCGUCGGUUUCGAGAUCGAGUUCGUGCUCCUCGAGAGGGCCGACACCAAGUCGAGCCCUUCUUGCUACCAGGCCCUCACCAACGAUGGCCAUUCCUGGUCCACCUCGCGCUUUUUUGCAGACCCAAAAAUCUCCAAACUCCUUGCCGACAUUGUCAGGACCCUCGAGUCCAUGGACAUAUUUGUCGAGCAGAUCCACCCCGAGAGCGCACCGGGUCAGUUUGAGCUCGUCCUGCCUUCUUUACCGCCGGUGGCUGCGGUCGACACGCUCUUGCACACGAGAGAGGUGAUUGCUGCCAUGGCUAUCGCCGCGGGUUACAAGUUUACCCUGCACCCAAAACCCUUUGCGGAGGCAUGUGGCACGGCGGCGCAUGCGCACAUUUCCAUAUCCUCCGCCGGCGGGGGAGGCGUCAGGAAGGAGGUGUAUGAGCCGUUUUAUGCUGGGAUACUAAAACACCUGCGAGGCAUUGCAGCGUUCACUUGUAGCAAUCCUGCCAGCUACGAGCGAGUGGCUGAUGGGGUGUGGGCGGGUGGAAGAUGGGUGACCUGGGGCACCCAAAACCGAGAAACGCCGCUGCGCAAGAUCGAAGACAGCCACUGGGAGGUGAAAUGCCUCGACGGCCUCGCCAACGCCUACCUGGCCAUCGCCGCGCUGCUCCUCGCCGGCAUUCAUGGUGUCGCGACGGGAGAAGAGCUGGUCUGGGCGGAUUGCGAAAUCGACCCGGCGGGCAUGACGGACAACGACCGCAGAGAGCUGAGGGUGACAGAGAUGCUGCCUGCCAACCUGGAAGAGGCGCUUGCGGCGCUUGAGGGGAAUGAAGAGCUGGUGGAGCUGGUUGGGGCGGAGCUGGUGGAGAAGUAUUGCGCAGUCAAGAGGUUUGAGAUUAAGUUCUUACAUUCUCUGGAUGAUGCGAAGAGGAGGGAGUGGAUCAUGCAACGGUAUUGA